GAAGCCGGCUGGGGUGGACGAAGUGAAGGGUCUUGAACCGAGUGGUCUACAGGAGCCAGACAGGCUUCGCUCAAGGCCGGGCUGCUGGCGACACAGAUUGGGCACAGAGCUUCUUCCCCGGGAGGCAGGUGUUGGGUGUCUUUGGGGUCUCCGGAGGAAACCAGAGAAGAGCUCUAACUACUCCCCCAAGGGAGGCCUCGGGGCCUGUCCUGGAAGGGCGGGUGGUAGCCAGUGUUUUGGGGGCAAACCCGGUCCUCUUCCUCCACUGGAUACCCGAGAUAGCGCUAGCCUGCGAGAAUCGCCCCUCUCUGGAUUCUCCCCCGCACUCUUUGUUCAGUGGCCUGGUCUUUUAGAGAAAGGAGCUCUUGAUAUGGAGCAGAAUAACCCCCUUUUCAAGGACCGCAAAGCCGGGAGUCAAACUCAGAGUUCAGAUGUUGAGAUCUUUGACCAGAUAUAAAGUUGCCACACAGAGAAGCGCCUGUGGACCUGGAGAAAGACUUUUGUGAUCCAGACUUGAGGCUUAUUUACAUUUGGCUAUUCCUACGAAAAUUCAUAAAGCGUUCUGUGUUAGCUGCCAUCCAAACUAAACGUUGAACUGAACGACACCCUUCACAGUCUGUAUUUGGCCUAUCUUCUCUUGAAAGGUUCCUUCCUUUAUCUCAUUUAGAUAAGUCAGGUCUUUUUUGCUUCAUUAACAACUCCUUUAAUUAGCUGUAACCACAUCACAUGAAGAUUGGAUGUUAUUAGGACCUGUCAAAUGUGCUUAAGUUUCAGUCUCACUAUACUAAGCAAGUUGCUUGACCUCCGUACACCUGUGUAUUGUAGGUAUAAUAUGAAAGCUUUGAAAUAGGUCAUCUUUCAGACUUAUUCCUCUUGAAAAAGUCUGUGAUUCUGUGAAUUCUAUGACAUCACUCCCCUUUUCCCUACUCUUCCUCUUUUAAAUUCAUUCUCCAUCUCUUCAGAGAAAUGGGCAUUGAGUAGAAGGUGGGAGUCCCUUUUACUGAAACAGCCUGGUUUGAAAAAUAUGGUUGUGUCUGAAUUGUCUCUUCCCUGGACAAGAAAAAUUCCCUCUGAAUUACCUUUUUUUCCCUUGUGGUAACAGCAGAAACCAAGCAGCAACGGCCCUUGGAGAGAGGCUAUUUAUUGACUUCUACAGUGACAAAGACCUCGAGAAAGUCGAUACUUCUGGCCUACGCUGCCAUCAUCCUACCACCCAGCCCAAGACAGCCUAGGCUGGACAUUAGUGCCUCCCUCUUUGUUCCUAUGUGAUCACCCAGAUCAGCACCUGACUGUUUAUUUUCAAGUCUCAGAAACUCCGCCCCCAGAUCUUCAUAUUCUGGUUCUCAGCUGCUCUUGAAGGACAGUGACUUGUUAUCACCACAACCGCAGAGCCUGCCAUCCUCAGCAGAUCUCCAGUCAGCUCCUGAUAUCACUCCCCUUCCUUGUCUGCCUUUGGGGCCUCCUAAAUGCCCAUCUCGUUGGCCUGGCUUCAGCUGGUGGUAUGGAGGGGUGCUGCCUAGCACUGACCUGGGAGUGUGUGUGACCCACUGAUCCAAUGGACAUCAAAGGCCAGUUCUGGAAUGAUGAUGAUUCAGAGGGAGAUAAUGAAUCAGAAGAGUUUCUUUAUGGAGUUCAGGGGAGCUGUGCAGCUGACCUGUAUCGACACCCACAGCUUGAUGCAGACAUUGAAGCCGUGAAAGAGAUCUACAGUGAGAACUCUGUAUCCAUCAGAGAAUAUGGAACUAUCGAUGACGUGGACAUUGACCUACACAUCAACAUCAGCUUCCUCGAUGAGGAAGUCUCUACAGCCUGGAAAGUCCUUCGGACAGAACCUAUUGUGUUGAGGCUGCGAUUUUCUCUCUCCCAGUACCUUGAUGGACCAGAACCAUCAAUUGAGGUUUUCCAGCCAUCAAAUAAGGAAGGGUUUGGGCUGGGUCUUCAGUUGAAAAAGAUCCUGGGUAUGUUCACAUCCCAACAAUGGAAACAUCUCAGCAACGAUUUCUUGAAGACCCAGCAGGAGAAGAGGCACGGUUGGUUCAAGGCAAGUGGUACCAUCAAGAAGUUCCGAGCUGGCCUCAGCAUCUUCUCUCCCAUCCCCAAGUCUCCCAGUUUCCCUGUUAUACAGGACUCCAUGCUGAAAGGCAAACUUGCUGUACCCGAGCUUCGGGUUGGACGCCUCAUGAACCGUUCCAUCUCCUGCACCGUGAAGAACCCCAAAGUGGAGGUGUUUGGCUAUCCUCCCAGUCCCCAGGCAGGUCUCCUGUGCCCCCAGCACGUGGGCCUCCCUCCCCCAGCACAGACCUCUGCUUUGGUCAGUGGUCACUGCAAGAAUAUCCCCACUCUGGAAUAUGGAUUUCUCGUCCAGAUCAUGAAGUAUGCAGAGCAGAGGAUUCCAACACUGAAUGAGUACUGUGUGGUGUGUGAUGAGCAGCAUGUCUUCCAGAAUGGGUCCAUGCUCAAGCCAGCUGUCUGUACUCGUGAACUGUGCGUUUUCUCCUUCUAUACACUGGGAGUCAUGUCUGGAGCUGCAGAGGAGGUGGCCACUGGAGCAGAGGUUGUGGAUCUGCUGGUGGCAAUGUGUAGGGCAGCUUUGGAGUCCCCUAGGAAGAGCAUCAUCUUUGAGCCUUAUCCUUCUGUGGUGGACCCCACUGAUCCCAAGACUCUGGCCUUUAACCCUAAGAAGAAGAAUUAUGAGCGACUUCAGAAAGCUCUGGAUAGUGUGAUGUCCAUCCGGGAGAUGACCCAGGGCUCAUAUCUGGAAAUCAAGAAGCAGAUGGAUAAGCUGGAUCCCUUGGCCCAUCCUCUCCUGCAGUGGAUCAUCUCUAGCAACAGGUCACACAUUGUCAAACUACCUCUCAGCAGGCAGCUGAAGUUCAUGCACACCUCACACCAAUUCCUCCUGCUGAGCAGCCCUCCUGCCAAGGAGGCUCGGUUCCGCACCGCCAAGAAGCUCUACGGCAGCACCUUUGCCUUCCAUGGGUCCCACAUUGAGAACUGGCAUUCGAUCCUACGCAAUGGGCUGGUCAAUGCAUCUUACACCAAACUGCAGCUGCAUGGAGCAGCCUAUGGCAAAGGCAUCUACCUGAGCCCCAUCUCCAGUAUUUCCUUUGGAUAUUCAGGAAUGGGAAAAGGACAGCACAGGAUGCCCUCCAAGGAUGAGCUGGUCCAGAGAUAUAACAGGAUGAAUACCAUCCCCCAGACCCGAUCCAUUCAGUCAAGGUUCCUGCAAAGUCGGAAUCUAAAUUGUAUAGCACUUUGUGAAGUGAUUACAUCUAAAGACCUCCAGAAGCAUGGGAACAUCUGGGUGUGCCCUGUGUCCGACCAUGUCUGCACACGGUUCUUUUUUGUAUAUGAGGAUGGUCAGGUGGGCGAUGCCAACAUUAAUACUCAGGACCCCAAGAUACAGAAGGAAAUCAUGCGUGUGAUCGGAACUCAGGUUUACACAAACUGAGGGGGCCCCAGCCCUCGUACCACCCCUGUCCCCUCCAGGAUCCAUCUGCCCUCAUUAAAAGGCUCAGGAGCAGCAGGCAAGGCUGCCCUGAGGAAUCAAGGGGCCAUUUACAAGAGGCAGGAAAAGGGUAGAGGAGGCGGCCUUCAUGGUGGUGAUUGACCCAGGAACCACUCCAUAUUUGGAUGGCCCAGACUGACUUCCUAUCCCUGAUUUUCCCAGUUGACUUCACCCUGUUUGUAAAUAAAACAAUAAAAUGGAAGGUGCUGUGGACUGGA
Messenger RNA from Pteropus alecto (black flying fox), 3726 nucleotides. It is a transcript of the gene PARP6, whose product is annotated as poly(ADP-ribose) polymerase family member 6. Gene Ontology annotation, cellular component: endoplasmic reticulum tubular network; membrane; nuclear envelope. Bases 1556 to 3451 code for a protein of 631 amino acids. Lineage: Eukaryota; Metazoa; Chordata; Mammalia; Chiroptera; Pteropodidae. The transcript is spliced from 23 exons. The record is from RefSeq and is a predicted model, not a curated record. Gene Ontology annotation, molecular function: NAD+ poly-ADP-ribosyltransferase activity; protein serine/threonine kinase activator activity; kinase binding. Gene Ontology annotation, biological process: endoplasmic reticulum unfolded protein response.